CAUCCGACAAACCAAAGAAACGGAGAGAUUGGGUUUCACCCGACGUUGCUUUUCCGCGAGCCGCGUACCGCAAGUGCCAAUUCGCAACAGAAAACUGGUUUUCGCUUUCGUCCGUGCGCGGAUAUCCGCGGUCGCAUCGCUGAAUCGCUGCCGAUGCAAUUGUGUUGUAAGUUGACCGUCGAGCAAACACCGUUCCACCGUCUCGUGUAGUGCGCGAUAAGUGAGGUGUUAAUUCUUUCCUAAUACCGCUUGUGACGUGCCGAAUUGUUGGAUCAUUGUUGGCGACUCGACCCUUUCGCACUAGCAGCGAAAAGGCAGAAGCAAUACGGACCUUUUCGAACGGAAGCCCCGGCACCGCGUGUUUACAGCGCACUUUCCAGCUACAAACCAUAACGCACGGAAUCAGAACGGAACGAACACCGCUAAGGGAGAUUAGCCGAAGCGAGCGUCAAGGGCACACCGAUAGCGGAAGCGCAACGAUCUGGAGCCUCAACUUUGAACUGCCUUAAAACGAUGAAAAAGCGAGGAUAAGCCCGAAGACCCCGGCGACCACAAAGUGAUUCCGUAUUUUGGUUUUAUAAACCCUCUUCCCAAUGAGUUGUUAUCGGGGAUUAACGAAAGCAGAAGGUUACUUACAGUGGCUCAAGUUAUGAUGGUUUAAUGUACGGGCGCACAAUAGAGUACUUUGGUAGUUGUUUGUUCGCGGCACACGUUAACCGUAGCGAUACUGUAUAGCUGUUUGUUUUGCGCUUUAGUUAAUUGAUUUUGAGUUUUUCGUGGUUUAGUAGUGAACCUCGCGAUAGGUUCGCGAUUCUGUUUGCGUAAGCGGCCACAAACACUGACUGCGUUACUCCAUCGAAAGCGCAGCAGUACAUUCUGUUAAGUGCGGGUUUUCAGUUAGUAUAAAAAAUAAAAUUAAAAAGGCCAUUGUAGUAAUAGAAGCACAAAUCGUUAUCAUGGCGGGCUUUCUGGGAAGGAUGAAACAGUCGACCCUGGUCCAUCUUUGUUUCGCGAUAUCGUUCUUCACCUCCGGGCUAAUCAUCAACACCAUGCAGUGCAUACUGUACGUCGGACUGAAACCAUUCAAUAAGCGCUUGUACCGAACGAUUGGCUAUUACCUGUGCUAUUCGUUUUACUCGCAGCUCGUGUUUCUGGCCGACUGGUGGUCGGAUACGACGCUGCACGUGUACAUUAGCGACGAGGAUAUGAAGUACUGCGGCACGGAGCACGUUCUGCUGCUGAUGAACCACACCUACGAGGUCGACUGGUUGAUCGGAUGGAUGCUGUGCGAGAAGGUCCGCGUGCUGGGCAAUUGUAAGGCGUACGCAAAAAAGGUCAUCCAGUAUAUCCCCACGAUCGGUUGGGCGUGGAAGUUUGCCGAGUUUGUGUUUCUCGAGCGAUCGUUCGAAAAGGACCGUGAAAUCAUCGGACGGCAGAUCAAUGAAAUCCUGGACUAUCCCGACCCGGUGUGGUUGCUACUAAACGCCGAGGGUACCCGAUUCACCGAGUCCAAGCAUGCCGCAUCGGUAAAGUUCGCCGAAGAGAAAGGUAUGGUGCCGCUAAAGCAUCACCUAAUUCCGCGCACCAAAGGUUUCACGGCCAGCCUGCCGUAUCUGCGCGAAAAGUGCCCGUCUGCGUUGGACAUUCAGCUUGCGAUCUGCAAGGACUCGUCGGUUAAACCGACCAUCUUCAACAUUCUCAACGGUAAGCCGCUUACGGCGCACAUGUGUGUCCGCCGUUUUCCCAUCAAAUCGUUGCCGCAGGACGAAAAAGAGGCAGCCGAAUGGAUGCAGAAUCUGUUCCGCGAGAAGGACCGAAUGCAGGACAGCUUCCAUCGGACGGGUAGCUUCUUUACCGAUUCCGGCAUUGCCGAGCGGCCAAAGAUAACGCUACAGCGCCGCCCAAUGACCCUGCUCAACACGGUGUUCUGGGCUGUGGCCACCCUAACGCCAAUGCUCUACUAUCUAAUGAAGCUGCUGUUCAGCGGAGAGAUUCUAUACUUUUCGAUCGGUGCCGGGAUCAUUUUUGCGUUCUACAUGCUGAUGGUGAAAGCGAUCGGUAUGUCGAAGAUCAGCAAAGCCUCGUCGUACGGUGGUGGUGCGGUGCAGAAAAAUGGCCAUGACCAGAACGCUGCGCCGGAUGCCACGUCGCUGUCCUCCGAAUCGGAUAAAAUGAAGUAGACCAAAGGAAAAGAAAGGCGCGUCCCGAACCUCUGUACUCUUGGCACAGAAAGAACCACAAAACAGGCAACACCCAGGAUAAGAUGUUUACACUUGAGAUCUAUUUACACGCGUCACGGAUAUUAGUCGAUUGGAAAAGAGGUAAAAAGAGGAUCAAGAAAAUUCCCGCCCAAUCGCCCAGUAAUUUCCUUUCAAAGAAUGCACAAACUCUAGUGUGUGUUGUGGAAAGCGGCACAAACCGAUAUGUUGGAUUGCUGGAUGACGCAGGGCAAACGUCUUUUUGUGGAUGAUAUAUACAUAUACACCGAAACAAAUACCAAUAUUAUAUACAUAUAUUUAAAAGGGAUUUUGAAGCAAACAGGAGAGGCGCUGCAUGCACACAGAACAAAGAAGAGGCCAAAUGCGCCGAUCGAAGUCAGAUCGUGAGAAGCUUUUUUUUCUAUACAGCAGCAAACAACUAUUACCGUUGCACGCAGAGCCCAUCGAGGUUCUAGCACCGGUUUGGCGCAAUAACGAAUACAUUAUUUUAUAACAGUUUAUUUAUGGCAAAGCGCAAAUUAAUACUUAUUAGCAAAAAUGAAAAGCACGUUUUGAUGAUCUAGCCGUGCGGGGCUCCUUACGAGAAGAAGGAGCAAAAACUAUUACUAAAUUUACAGAUUUAUGGAAAAAGCGGAGAGAAGUUUUGGAUCGGACAGUUUUUGGGUGAACUAUAAAUGGAAACUUAAUCGAACACACAUACUAAGAAUCGAAUGUUUAGGGAUCUUUUUUUUUAAAUAUAUUCGAACCUCUCAAAUGCUCGUUUACGUUUUAAAAAGCGUUCAAAUUAGGGAUCCAAUAACGAACAAGAGACACGUGCGCGACUGCCGUCAGUUUUAGUGUGUCUUCCUGUUAAGCAAUUGAGUGGAAAAUUAAACUUUCCAUGCCAGCGUUUUUGGCAUCGCGCAUCGCACAACGUUUGUAGCAAAGCUCAAUCCAUGCCGAUGAAUAUUGUAGCUCCAUCCGUUCCUUAUAAGUCGUACAACAGAGAGCUAAACGCUAGAGGGGAAAACGACACUAAAGAAAACGUUAAUCCUCUUCUUCCUGUCCACGAGAAAGCAAAAUCUUGAAAUCCAACUGAUGAAAGUUACGCUCACCUAUCUUCCAAAGUGUGGCCCACGUUUGGCGCACCAAAUGCAAACCAAAACACUGUGCGAAGCGCUUCACCCGUAGACUGUCCAAACGUGUCACCACCUUCCGUGUAGCUAGCCGCCCUUUCGAAAAGGGGACCCCAAUCGUAGUGCGUGUCUGUCUCUGCUAUUGCUGGAUUCAAUCGAGCAAAACUGUUAAUGGUUUAUCAGAAACUCCAGAAGAAAGUGUGUUAUAGGUUAGUGUGUAAGCACGUGUUUUCUUUCGUUUUGCUUUGGAUCGUGUAAAAUCAACCUGUUUUUCGUCGUGGGUGUCGUUUUAACUUUGUUUCUACGUUACUAAUUAGCUACUACUAACCAGUGAGACGUCGAUCCGGAGGACGUUCGUGGGGGUUUGAAGACGACAGUGAUCGGUAAACGGAUGCACCACCGCCAUCACCACCAACUCCUUUACCCUUGAUAGAAGUGAAUAAAAG
Molecule: messenger RNA, 3780 nt
Organism: Anopheles bellator
Lineage: Eukaryota; Metazoa; Arthropoda; Insecta; Diptera; Culicidae
Product: 1-acyl-sn-glycerol-3-phosphate acyltransferase gamma-like
Exons: 5
Coding region: 957-2180 (407 amino acids)
Cellular component (GO): endomembrane system
Molecular function (GO): 1-acylglycerol-3-phosphate O-acyltransferase activity
Source: RefSeq, a predicted model, not a curated record